This is a messenger RNA of Xiphias gladius (swordfish), 1565 nucleotides long. It is a transcript of the gene mettl27, whose product is annotated as methyltransferase like 27. Lineage: Eukaryota; Metazoa; Chordata; Actinopteri; Istiophoriformes; Xiphiidae. The record is from RefSeq and is a predicted model, not a curated record. The transcript has 6 exons. The coding region runs from base 410 to 1105 and encodes 231 amino acids.
GAAUGGCGCCUUCAGAGAUGUCGGAAAUAUUGCUUUUGAAGGCGUUUAAAGCAAAGAGUAUAGUGGUCGUAAAUGCAGCAGCAGGGACUUCAGAAUUAUAUGUUCGGCUACCGGUUAUAAACAGUACAUGAAGUUAGCAAAACGUACAGGUAGUUAAGACGACAAAAAAAGAACGAAAAAGAAAAAAAAAAAGCAGAACGUUCCAUAGACGUUCGUGUCCCUGACAGUCUUUACUGAGGGAAAUGCGCGCCAUCAAAACCCAGACACUGCUACAACUUCCGGUCUACAGUACCUGCAGCAAGUCCUUAAUGUUGUUCCAUUAUUUUCGUGAAGCGGCUUCGGGAACCAACUUGACGUCCGACAAGGAAGAAAUUGCCAGAGAAACAUCCAGCGAGGCUACUGUUUUUAUAUGAUGUCAGCCUCCAAUAACACAUUUGAAAAUGUGAAAGCAGUUAUCUUAUCAGCUCAUAAGAGCACUACAUCAAGAGAAAAGGUCGACUUCUACAACUCCUGGGCAGAGAACUAUGACCAGGACGUGGCUGUUCUAGACUACCGUGCGCCAGGUCUGGCAGCAAACAGCAUCUCUUCCCAUUUCAGUGGUGACCGAGAAGCAGCUGUCGUGUUGGAUGUGGCUUGUGGUACAGGACUGGUGGCCAAACAGAUGAAGAGACAUGGAUUCGGACAAUUUGUGGGUAUUGAUGGAAGUAAAGCUAUGUUGGAGUUGGCCAGAGAGAGCGGGUUGUACCUGGACCUGAAGCACUCCAUGCUGGGAGAGGAGCCAAUACCUUUCCAGUGGGCAGACUCGUUUGAUGUGGUUGUUAUUGUUGGAGCGCUGAGUGUUGGUCAGGUCCCGGUUGGUGUGGUCAGAGAGCUUUGCAAAUCCACCAAACCAGGUGGCUACGUUUGCAUGACAACCAGAAGUAACCUUGACAAUCUGGAAUACAGAGGUGCCCUGGAGCGUGAGCUGAAGCAGAUGGAGGAAGAGGGGCUCUGGAGUUGUGUAGCUGUCACUGAGGUGGAAGACUGGGAGAGAGCAGUGUCAGAGCAGGAGGACGGUUAUAUAUCUGGCGCAGUGUACCUCUACAAGAAACUACAACUAAACUGAAUUAUUCAAAAAGAUACAAAAUAUUCAAAUAACUCACUUUACACUUCAUAUAGAAAAUGUCAGGAUUUUUUUUGACAUUGUCAGUCUCUUAUAGACUCAAGGCUGAAGAUGUGAAACCGCUUUCACAGAUAAUUUAAAUUUAAGACUUAAAAUUUCAUGACCAAAUGUGUCAGUUUCAUGUUUAAUAAAAUCCUUGCUACGUGCAUAUGCAUGUUUCAGUAAAAUCGGUAUCUGAAAAAUGUGCUUGUUGUACUCCUCGAGAACCACUUCAGAUAUCUACAGAUGGACACUAUCUUGUAGAUAUGCAGUAAAGUCCAUAGACAUGAGAACUUUGAAAUAAAAGAAGAUUUAGCUGUGUCAUUGUCUGUGUACUGUGUCUUUAGGACAUUAACAUCUGCUGCACAUUAAUCAGACUAACAAACAUGGGGUGUUACUUAAAUCUAAUGCCACUCAUUUGCUA